CUCUCUCACCUGCAAUGCGGGAACACGCAUACAUCAUUUUCAUGUUAACCUGUGGGCUGUAGUUAAAUGUCUGGGAAACUCGAGAGGGUCUGGAUAUUCAGGUUCCGGGGUGCAAUACUCUCUAGUGUUGGUUGAUAUAGUGGGGAGUCAGACGCAGUUUCACAGUAGCUGAGCGUGGUGCUGUUGAAUAUGAGCAGAAGGGAUGGAGGAUACUGGGCACCACUAAAAUAAUGCCGUUGUAAAAGGAGCUAACAGGAUAUAUUUGGGGAUUUAUAAGACAACAUUUCAGGCAUUCUUUGGAGUUUCAGGAUCGUUUUGGCACAUGGCAUUUAUUUAAGCGCACGCAGCGAUGAACACGGUCGUCUUCAGUAAGUUUGAUCACCUGCGCUUUGAGGAUGGCGGAAAAAGUGUCGAGAGGACAAGCAGAAACUAUUUAGAGGUGAUCGAUGGACAACAUACAGAUUUACUGUCAAGCCACAAAGUGAUGGAUGACACCGAAGCUGUUAAACACAGGAGAAAUGGCAGCGGUGGAAAGAUACGGCACAAACGGCAGGCCCUGCAGGAUAUGGCUCGACCCUUGAAGCAGUGGCUUUAUAAACACAGGGAUAACCCUUACCCCACCAAAACUGAGAAGAUUCUGCUGGCUUUAGGCUCGCACAUGACCCUGGUUCAGGUCUCAAACUGGUUUGCGAAUGCAAGACGUAGGCUCAAGAACACAGUUCGACAGCCUGACUUAAGCUGGGCUCUACGCAUUAAACUUUACAACAAAUAUGUACAAGGCAACGCAGAGAGACUCAGCAUUAGCAGUGAUGACACGACAUCAGACGAUGGGGAGAGCCCUUUGCUAAUGCAAGCCGGUGAAUCAGACUUUACUCGACCGUCACACAAGGGUGUUAUUCAGGACAGCCGUGGCAAAGGGGUGGGACAAAGUGCAGACCCCUCGGUUUGUGAUGACCACGUCUCUCCACCGAAAUACAAGAACAGUUUGUUGAACCGCUAUCUAAACGAUUCCCUUCGCCAUGUAAUGGCUUCCGAAAACGUUCGGAAGAGGAAUCAUUCCGGAUCAUUUAGCUCCAACGAGUAUGAAGAUGAUUUACUCUCACCUUCAUCAUCAGAUGCUGAAGCUAACUUCACCUAUCGUACAGUGACGUUGGACUGUGGCACACACCGGAGUGAGAGUUGUACCUGUAAAGGUUGUGAACAUGGAAACACUAAGACCUGCUGGAAAGAGCUUCAUGCUGCGAUGGCUCUGACAAACCUGGCCCAAGGAAAGCAGAAUGCCGUACCAGGAACUACCAGCUGUAUCAUCCAGAAGUCUUCCCAUAUAGCAGAGAUUAAGACUGUCAAAGUGCCCAUAGAACCCAGACAUCAGUGACUAACAGACUGAAUGUUAGUCCUAUAAACUGCACCAGGCCGUACUUGCUAAACGACUACCUGAACACUUGAGUAUGUAGAGUACAUGCAAUAAUUUAGUUAGUAUCUACAACUGACUUUCCUGAGAGGAAAAUGUAUGUUGAUUGACCGGUGUGCCUAUUUUUCUACAACUGUCAAAUGGGAAUGACAGAUUUGCUAAGAUGGAUUUGUUGCAACGGUGACCACUGAACACAGAAGCACAAAACUCUUGUUCUGCAUCAACAUCGUUUCUGAAAUGUUUUGUCAGUGGCUAAAAUGUAAUAUAUUCACAUAUUCGAUUUUUCUAAGUUAUGUUGGUUGUAAUGUUAAAGGUGCAGUGUGUAAAUUUUAGCAGCAUCUAGUGGUAAGGUUGCGAAUUGCAACCAAUGGCUCAGUCCACUGCUCACCCAUCGCUUUUGAAACGCAUAGAGAAGCUACGAUAGCCACUACCAGAAAAAUGUCAUCAAUCGAAGACAACUUAGCAGAAAAAUUUGUCCAUUAAGGGCUUCUGUAGAAACAUGGCGGAACAAAAUGGCGACUUCCACGUAAGGGGACCCUCGUGUAUGUAGAUAAAAACGUCUCAUUCUAAUGUAAUAAAAACAUAACGGUUCAUUAUAAAAAGGUCUUUAUACACCCCUAAAAAUAUAGUUUUGUAUAUUAUUUUGCAUUUCUGUCAAGAAAUUAUUUUAAAAAUUGCACACUGCACCUUUAACUGACACAGGAUUGUUGGCAUCCUAUGACAAUGCUAUAUACAUGUGGAUUCUUGUGUUUACAUAGGUAUUGCAUAUAAAGGCAGGGUUUUUUUUCAAAAGUUUUGAAUAUUUUACCCAAUGAAGGAAUUAGCUUUUGGUAUGGUUGGUCAUGUUUUGGUUAAAAAAACACUUGCAAUAGGUUAAUUUGGUGACAUUUAGUAUAUGAAACAUUGACUGAAAUUGGUGUUUUUUUGUUGUAACACUUAGUUACACUUUGACUUGGCUCUAUUUUAAAAUAAUGAAAGAUUUAAAAUAGUGCUGGGCUAAGAUUAAUCGCAUACAAAAUAAAAGUGUGUACUAUGUGUAAUUAUUAUGUAUAUUUAACCACACACACAUACAUAUAUUCAUUUCAGAAAUGUUUAUAUAUAUAUAUAUAUGAAGAGUUUCGUUGCAAAACGAGAUAAUUCCGUUUUUUUAAUUGUUUAGAAAUCUAGUUUUUUUGGUUGUGCAUUCAAAUUAACAUCAAUUCAACUGCAGUUGGUUAGUUUUGAUUUAAACCUUCAUAAAUGUUAA
This is a messenger RNA of Misgurnus anguillicaudatus (oriental weatherfish), 2657 nucleotides long. It is a transcript of the gene mkxb, whose product is annotated as mohawk homeobox b. Gene Ontology annotation, molecular function: RNA polymerase II cis-regulatory region sequence-specific DNA binding; DNA-binding transcription factor activity, RNA polymerase II-specific. NCBI's taxonomy places the organism in Eukaryota, Metazoa, Chordata, Actinopteri, Cypriniformes, Cobitidae. Gene Ontology annotation, biological process: muscle organ development; cell development; regulation of transcription by RNA polymerase II. The record is from RefSeq and is a predicted model, not a curated record. Gene Ontology annotation, cellular component: nucleus.